AUGGUGGCUCUCAAGCAAUCCGUGGUGUUCGCACUCAUUGCGUCCGUCCUCGGCGCGUCGGUUCCCAAGGUGCCCCAGCUGUCCGACUUCACUCCCGCGCAGAUCGAGAACGGCAAGGCUCUCAGUGAGUUGGCCAAGCUGGCUUACAAGAACACGGAUCCCAAGAUCCGCUGCAAGGGCGGUAGCUUACUGAUACCUCUCAGGAGAACUCUUUCCAAGAAAGAGCGCAAGGAGUACAUCGCGGCCGUGCAGUGCCUCCGCACGAAGCCCAGUCUGCUCGGCCCCGCCACCGCCCCCGGCGCCAAGUCCCUGUUUGACGAUUUCGUGGCCAUCCAUCUCAUGCAGACCAUGAACAUCCAUCUCUCGGGCAUCUUCCUGACCUGGCACCGCUACUACACCUGGGCGUACGAAGAGAAACUCCGCACCGAGUGCAACUACCGCGGCACGGUGCCCUACUGGGAAUGGGGCCUUGACAUCGCAGACCCUGCCGCGUCGCCCGUGUUCGACGGGUCGGACACCUCGCUCGGCGGCAACGGCGACGCGAUCCCGCACGAGGGCCUCAUCCUCACGGAGCCCUUCAACGCGGAGGCGCUGAUCCCCCUCCCCGCCGGCUCGGGCGGCGGCUGCGUCACCACGGGGCCCUUCGCCAACAUGACGGUGCACAUCGGCCCCGUGGCGCUGGCUCAGUAUGGCACGACGGAUUCGGUUAGUUCCGAGAAUCCGCUUGGUGAUAAUUCGCGUUGUCUGAAGAGGGAUUUGAAUGCCGGCGUGGCGAGCCGGUAUACGAGUUUCUUGAACACGACGACCCUCAUUCUGGAGAACCCCGGGAUUGAGCGCUUUCAGGGCGUUAUGCAGGGUGACCCGCGCUAUGUGAGGGGUGAGCUGGGUGUGCAUGGCGGUGGCCACUUUACUAUUGGUGGUGACCCCGGUGCUGAUCCCUUCAUCUCGUCUGGGGAUCCGGCGUUCUUCUUGCAUCACUCGCAGAUUGAUCGGGUUUACUGGAUUUGGCAGAUGCUGGACUUGGAGAAGCGUAAGGAUGUCUUUGGAACGCAGACGUUCCUUGACAUGCCCCCGAGCCCGAACGUUACUCUCGACGACAUUAUUGAUAUCUCGCCUCUUGCACCGCCGAUCCGACUCGGAGACUUGAUGAACACCGUUGGCGGCUCGCCGUUCUGCUACGUCUAUCUGUGA
Messenger RNA from Chaetomium globosum CBS 148.51, 1191 nucleotides. RefSeq lists its product as uncharacterized. Lineage: Eukaryota; Fungi; Ascomycota; Sordariomycetes; Sordariales; Chaetomiaceae. Bases 1 to 1191 code for a protein of 396 amino acids. The transcript has 4 exons. The record is from RefSeq and is a predicted model, not a curated record. Gene Ontology annotation, molecular function: oxidoreductase activity.